Molecule: messenger RNA, 5313 nt
Organism: Rana temporaria (common frog)
Lineage: Eukaryota; Metazoa; Chordata; Amphibia; Anura; Ranidae
Gene: FIGN
Product: fidgetin, microtubule severing factor
Exons: 3
Coding region: 785-3043 (752 amino acids)
Molecular function (GO): ATP hydrolysis activity; ATP binding; microtubule severing ATPase activity
Source: RefSeq, a predicted model, not a curated record
CUUCUUUCUCUGCCAGUCAAUGGUGAUCACAAGCAGAAAUCUGGAUGGCCCCUGUCCUUGCACAAUGCAAUGACUGCAAGAAAUAGAUGGUGCCUGGCUUGCUAGGCAUUCUGUCAGUGAGCUGAACACAGAGAAGGUAGAACAGCUAACAGAGCAUGCAUACCCUAGGCUGGAGAGAGAGAGAGAGGGAGAGGGAGAGAGAGGGAGAGAGAAAGAGAGAGAGAGAGAGCAAGAGAGAGAGGGGCAGGGACUAGGGGAGUGACCACUGCACAUCCAUCAGAAGCAGCCUGAUGCUUCCACCAGUCCAACCCCCACCUACAAGGAAAACAACAUUGCGACCCUGGUGAGGGGGUUUCAUGCCAGAAACACAAUUUAGAAAAAAACUUCAAGCUUUUUUUUAUUUUAUUUUUCCUCUUCCCUUUAAAUCUUGCAUGCAAAGGCUGCCAAAAAAAAGAAAAAAGAAAAAAUGAACAUUGCAGUGUGAGUGUCCUCUGUAGGAUUGCAGCAUGUGCAGAAGUAGCUGUUUCUAAAUCAUGAAGUGUGCUUCUUUCACUUCCAGCGAUUCCCCCAUUCAUCAGCUCUCACAGAAGCAGAUCGAUGGUCCUGUAACCUAUCGCUUUCCAGUGUCCUACAUGCAGGUUAAAUGAAUACCUGACGAAAGGGCCCACGUUUCAAGACAGUGACAUCUGAUAGCCAAGAGGAAAAGUGGCUUUAAUGAAAAUCAACCUUUGGAAUUCCCGAUUGUGAAAUAUCCCAUUCCACAGCUUGUGUUAGCAGCAAAGACAUGAUCAGCAGCACCAGUGUAUAUGGCUUGAAGAUGCAGUGGACGCCAGAGCAUGCUCAGUGGCCAGAACAGCAUUUUGAUAUAACUUCAACCACUAGGUCACCAGCCCACAAAGUUGAAGCAUAUCGAGGUCACUUGCAGCGUACCUAUCAGUAUGCCUGGGCCAAUGAUGACAUCUCUGCUUUAACAGCAUCAAAUCUGCUAAAGAAAUAUGCAGAGAAAUAUUCUGGAAUUUUGGAUGGUUCCAUGGAACGACCCAUUCUAAGUAAUUACACUGAAGCUCAAUCAGGUCUUGUAAAUGGCCGGAAAAAUGAAGGUGAACCUUGGCAGAGUUCCUUGAACCCUGAGGGUGUAUAUCCUAUGAACUGUGUUGCUGAUGUUAUUGCAGCAAGCAAAGCUGGAGUGGGAGCUGCAUCCGAUGUUUCUGCCAGCAUAGGUAGUUCUCCUGGGGUGGGAAGCAACCUGACAGAAUCUAGUUAUUCCAGUAGUACAUGUGGAAGUCACACAGUACAAAGUCUGCAUUCAGGGCUACCAUCUCAGGAAUAUGGAGCAGGAUACAACGGAUCCUACCUGCAUUCAAGUUACAGUAGCCAGUCUGCCUCUGCACUGCAAUCACCUCACCCAUCUCCACUUCAUAGCUCUGGACUUCUACAACCUCCUCCUCCACCUCCACCUCCAUCAGCUUUAGUGCCAGGCUACAAUGGGGCCUCAAACCUAUCAAGCUACAACUAUCCACCUGCUGCUUAUCCCCCGCAAUCCACUGUUGGCUCAGGCUAUAGUCCUGGAAGUGCACCUCCUCCCUCAGCUUACCUCCCUUCAGGCAUUCCUGCUCCUACUCCUCUUCCUCCCACUACUGUACCUGGCUAUAGCUAUCAGACCCAUGGGUUGACCCCGAUAACACCGUCUUCUUUGUCUAACAGUUCUGCCAGCUCUCUUAAAAGAAAAGCUUUCUACAUGGCAGGGCAAAGCGAUUUAGAUCCCAGCUAUGGAAAUUAUAGUUACAGUCAACAAAGAACCUCACAUAGCCCUAUGUAUAGAAUGUCUGACACAAGUAUUUCUAAUUCAAAUAGGGGAAAUGGCUUUGAUCGAAGUUCUGAAACAACAUCCUUAGCCUUCAAGCCAACAAAACAGAUGGGACCUGGUGACCAGCAAAGAAAAUUUACCAGUCAGUCAACUAGAGCUCUCACCCCACCUUCAUAUAGCACUGCUAAAAAUUCAAGAUCAAGUGAAACUUUUGGAAAAUACAACUCUUCUGCAAUUAGUGAGCACAGUGAUGACCACAGGCAAAUGCUCCCACACUCUCUACAAGGCACUGGAAUUCAUACAGCUACCUCAUCCAACCACUCUGUGGACGAACAGCUGAAGAAUACCGAUACACACCUCAUUGACCUUGUAACAAAUGAAAUUAUCAGCCAGGGACAUCCAGUUGACUGGGAUGAAAUUGCUGGCCUUGAUUUAGUGAAGGCCUUUAUAAAAGAAGAAGUCUUAUGGCCUGUAAUUCGGUCAGAUGCAUUCAGUGGACUCACUGCUUUGCCUCGGAGCCUUCUUUUAUUUGGACCUAGGGGGACAGGCAAAACUUUACUGGGCAGGUGCAUAGCUAGUCAGCUGGGUGCCACAUUCUUUAAACUUUCUGGCUCGAAUAUUGUCACAAAGUGGAUAACUGAAGGUGAAAAGAUUGUUCAUGCAACAUUCCUUGUUGCAAGGUGUCGGCAGCCCUCAGUGAUUUUUGUUAGUGACAUUGACAUGCUUCUCUCUUCCCAAGUGAGUGAAGAACAUAGUCCUAUAAGUAGGAUGAGAACAGAAUUUCUUAUGCAGUUAGAUACUGUUCUAUCUUCUGCUGAGGACCAAAUAGUUGUAAUCUGUGCCACAAGUAAACCUGAAGAAAUAGAUGAAUCUCUACGGAGAUAUUUCAUGAAAAGACUUCUUAUUCCCCUUCCUGACAGCACAGCCAGACAUCAGAUAAUAAUACAACUGCUAUCACAGCACAAUUACUGUCUCACUGACAAAGAGGUUGCACUCCUUGUCCAGCGCACAGAAGGUUUUUCUGGACUGGAUGUGGCUCGUUUGUGUCAGGAAGCUGUGGUAGGCCCUCUUCAUGCCAUACCACCUUCAGAACUUUCAGCCAUUAUGCCUGGCCAGCUGCGACCUGUAACAUAUCAAGACUUUGAAAAUGUAUUCUGCAAGAUUCAGCCUAGCAUAUCACAAAAAGAACUUGAUACAUAUAUUGAAUGGAACAAAAUGUUUGGGUGCAGUCAGUGACAGACUUGAAAUGCUGGCACACAAACAUAGAUGAUAUAGGGAACUAAAUCCCUUUUUGGCAGUGGCCUAACUGUUUAAGGUACCAAGACAGCCCAAGUAACCUUGCAUCUGAAGAGUGGUGGUAGACUUGAAAUAAAUGUGCAUCAAACAGCCAAUGUUCUAAAUUGAAUCACAUGGGACAAUGGGUUGUUGAUGCUUAGUUGUGUUCAAGCAAGCCAACACUCUGAAAGACGUAGGGUGGAAGUAGGUUGGCAUUGGAAGGACGUGAACCUGUGUGUUGAUUCCAUUCUGCUGUUCUUGAGAUUUAGUUGCUGUCAAGUGCCUAAACUGGUGCUUUAUUUUAUGUUUUUGUUUGCCUCACAAUUACAUUGGUGGCAUGUGCUAAUAUGAAAAGCUUUAACUUCAAACACUACUGGACUAUAGAUGAACAACUGAGUUAAAAAACAGAGAACCAGAUUUCUGCCAUUGUACGAGCAACAGUAUUCCUCAAUCCCCUCUGUUCUGCGGAACAGUAAAACAGGGAAAAAAAUAAUCUGGACCUUAAUUUCUGCAGUUUCUUUAUGUUAAUGUUCUGUCUGCAAAAAUGACAAAAAAAAAAAACUCAGGAAAGUUGAUUUGUACAGUACCUCAAAGGAAUGUGUUGAAAGCACUAUUUACUGCUGAGCAAGAUGGUUGGUGUCAUUGUUGCUUUAUAUUAUAGUGUAUGUUUACCUCAAAAAUUGGAAAGUGGCAUGGAAAAUUACUUUGAAUGUAUUUGGUUGACUCUAAAGAAAAAUGGCUGAUGUAUCGUCAUGUUAAUUUGUAGCUCAUAUCUCCCUAUGUAAAUUAAACCUUAUUAAGAAUUGCCAGUUAUGAUAUUAAAUCAAAGACAUUUUCUAGAGUAAGUUGAGAGGAUGUUCUUUUUUGGAUUUUACUUUUAUGGUUCAAAAGAAAGUGUCCUAAAUUAACUCAGCUUCAGUCUAACAGCUGUAAAGAUAAUGGUGACUGGCUUUAUUACCUGAAUUAUUUUUACAAAUAUUUUGUAGUAAGCUUUGACACUGUAGAUAGCCUUUGAAUUUCUUGGCUAUAUAUUAGUUUCAACAUCAUAUGUUGUGUAAACUUCCAGUUGCCACAUUGGUCAGGAAGACCAGCAAAUUGGCUGUAGUCUAUCUAAUUCAUAGGCACAUUCAAGAAUGUUAAUUUAAAUUUAAGUAAUUUACCUAAAAAAUACAAUAUGUGUAAUAACUAAUUAUUAAGGAUUAGGGGUGGUAUGCAAAGCUGCAAAGUUCCAAAGUCUAAUUCAGUGAGGCUGAAUCGUUCUUAAUCAAGACACUGCAACCAAAAACAUGGAAAGUAAAUAGCAUUUUAAGAGGUGUUUUGUAUUAUUUGUUUUCAUUUUGAAUAAAAAAUUGUAAUAUGGGGAUCUUGUUGCUAUGUGUGGUUUAGAAGACAUACAUUUUUAACAUGUUUGACCAUCAUUAGCCAACAAGAGAAAUCUUGAAUUGCACGAAUAGACUUUGAAAGUCUUAAUAAACCAUAUGCCCUUUCAUCUCUAAAUAACUAUCUUGCUGAUGCUCUUUUUUUUCCAAACUGGAAAAGUUAGCUUUAUUGGAUAAUUUUAAUUUUACAAAUAUACCACUUUGUUUUAUAUGUUAAUAGUGAAAUAUAUUGUGUGAAAAAUGCCCCGAGUUGCUAUUUUUUUAAGACAGCCUCUAUAGACUUCAAAGAGUCAACCCUUGUUUUUAAUAGUUGUAUUAUUUGUAUUAUUUUCCUGUGUACAUUCACUGUGUAUUUUACCUUGUUUGAAUGCUGUCUAAUACUUAUGACAUUUUUUCCUUUUUUUUCUAUCCCUGCUAACUUUUACCAUCCUCAAUUGUGUCUUGGUUUUGUUUAUUUUUGUGGUUUAUUUGUUCACUACUUAUAAUGACAGCUAAUUGAUGUUGGGUGAUGUCUCUGGUCGAGGAGCAGUGUACAGGCUACAGAUGUCCAUGCCUGCCAACUCAUAAACAGAACAACCUGGCUUUUUUGAAUGUAAUGUUUUGUUUACUUUAAAUGGAGACAGUAACAAUGCUGUUUCAAAGCACUGGCUAUUGAUGUACAUUUAAGAAAUUAAAUAAAUGCACUGAACGUCGUAAAGAAGAAUUUACAUUACAUUUUUUGGUUCUUUUGUUUCUGCAAACAUGGGUUUAAACUAACUAAACAAACAUCAUCUUGCACAUCCAAAGAAACAAUCACUUUGAAAAUUUAAUCUGUUUUCCAAAAAUAAAGGGUACCAAUAAUAUUAUUCCGAU